Mesoplodon densirostris (Blainville's beaked whale) is the source of this 1455-nucleotide messenger RNA. RefSeq names its product G protein subunit alpha transducin 3 (gene GNAT3). Gene Ontology annotation, molecular function: GTPase activity; GTP binding; G protein-coupled receptor binding. Lineage: Eukaryota; Metazoa; Chordata; Mammalia; Artiodactyla; Ziphiidae. Gene Ontology annotation, cellular component: photoreceptor inner segment; photoreceptor outer segment; heterotrimeric G-protein complex. Gene Ontology annotation, biological process: adenylate cyclase-modulating G protein-coupled receptor signaling pathway; sensory perception of sweet taste; detection of chemical stimulus involved in sensory perception of bitter taste. The record is from RefSeq and is a predicted model, not a curated record.
AUGUAUCGAACUACAUUAAACAUAGGAAGAAAGGAAGAAUCAGAAAUGGCUCAGAUUUCAAGUGUGAGGGAUGAAGAGAAUGAUGCUGCUGCUCAAGGGAAUGGGGGAGGGUUCAUCAGGAACUACGGAAGAAAGGAAGAAUCAGAAAUGGCUCAGAUUUCAAGUGUGAGGGAUGAAGAGAAUGAUGCUGCUGCUCAAGGGAAUGGGGGAGGGUUCAUCAGGAACUACGGAUCAGUUGAAGCCGCUGUUACAACUGCAUAUAGUUCACCCUUUCCUACUGCCGAGUUCUGUCUCCCUCCGUCCAUACAGGUGACAGCUCGAAAGCAUCUCCUUAGUCAAAACAGAGUCUUAGAAAAUGAGGGAAUGGGCAAUUGGAUAGGAAGUGGAAUUAGUUCAGAGAGCAAGGAGUCAGCCAAAAGAUCAAAAGAACUGGAGAAAAAGCUUCAGGAAGAUGCUGAGCGAGAUGCAAGAACUGUAAAGUUGCUGUUAUUAGGAGGAGGAGAAUCUGGAAAAAGUACCAUUGUGAAAGAAAUGAAAACAGGACUUCUUGAUCAUGGUCCCCGAUCACACUGCUUUGGGGGCUUCAGCUCCAUCCUGCCCCCAGGUCAUCUCACAUUCUCUUAUAACAUCACGGCUGUGUUCACCUGUUCUUUUCCUUCAGCAGAGCCUCCAUUAAGAAUAGUCAACACGGAAGAUGGCGGAAGAGAAGACCAAAGACAACUUUAUGCGAUAACAAAUACCUUGGAAGAUGGCAGCAUGAUGCCUGAAUUGGCUGAGGUAAUAAAACGACUGUGGAGAGAUCCAGGAAUUCAGGCCUGCUUUAAAAGGGCAUCUGAAUAUCAGCUCAAAGACUCAGCAGCUUACUACCUGAACGAUUUGGACAGAAUAGCAGCUCCUGGCUACGUCCCAAAUGAGCAAGAUGUUCUACAUUCUUGAGUGAAAACAACUAGAAUCACUGAAACUCAAUUCUCCUUUAAAGACUUGCAUUUCAGAAUGUUUGAUGUAGGUGGACAGAGAUCUGAGAGAAAGAAAUGGAUUCUACUUGAAGGAGUUACAUGAAUUAUAUUUUGUGCUGCACUCAGUGCCUAUGACAUGGUCUUGGUGGAAGAUGAAGAAGUGAACAGAAUGCAUGAAAGCCUUCACCUGUUCAACAGUAUCUGUAAUCACAAGCACUUUGCAACCACCUCCAUAGUCCUGUUUCUCAGUAAAAAAGAUCUCUUUCAAGAAAAAGUAACCAAAGUGCAUCUUGGUAGCUGCUUUCCAGAGUACACUGGUCCAAAUACAUUUGAAGAUGCAAGGAACUACAUCAAGAACCAGUUUCUAGACCUGAAUUUUAAAAAAGAUAAGGAAAUUUAUUCCCACAUGACCUGUGCUACAGAUACUCAAAGUGUCAAGUUUGUGUUUGACGCCGUUACAGAUAAUAAAGAGAAUCUGAAAGACUGUGGGCUCUUCUAA